CCCCCCAAAACCAAAAUUAAUGUUGUUGGGUUUUGUUUGGCAGGGAUGGCGGGAAUACCAGACGAUGUUCCCGUAGAUUCUGAAAUGAAAGCGCCUUCUGGUUCUUCAUCUGCUGACUCAAAUGGGCCACCCCGAAUAUCUGGAGGAGUAACUGGAAGACGAGUCGCAUCAAAAUUGACUGGUGAAGAUGCUGUAGCGUAUCUCAAAGCAGUGAAGGAAGUGUUUUCCGACCGAAUUGACAUAUAUGAAAGGUUUCUUGAGGUCAUGAGAGAUUUCAAAACUCAUAGAAUUUUCACAGUAGAUGUCAUUGCCAAAGUAAAGGAACUAUUUGAAGGGCAUAACAACUUAAUUAUGGGUUUCAAUACUUUCUUGCCAGAGGGUAUUGAGAUAAGCCUCGAUGAAGAUGUGCCUCCAAAGAAGCCAGCUGAGUUUCGAGAAGCUAUCGACUUUGUAAACAAGAUAAAGGAACGUUUCCGAGAUGAUGACAACCGUGUUUAUAAGGCAUUCCUAGAUAUACUGAACAAGUACCGAAACGAGGACAAGCCUAUAACUGAGGUUUACCUUGAGGUUGCUGCUUUAUUUAGUGACCAGCCAGAUUUGCUUGAUGAGUUCACUAAAUUUCUACCAAAUGCAAAUCAUGUCUAAUAUGGAGAGAAGCAAUGUGUAUGCGGGAUAGGAGUACAGCAGGGUGCUAUCAUCCCAAACCGCAUGAUGGAAAAGCAGAAGGAGAAAUUGGACCAAUGGUGAUAGAGAAAGCCUUUUGAAUGUAGAAUAGGGAUAGGAGAAAGAGUGUGGAGAAUCACAGUAGAAACUACAGCUUUGCUUGGUGGAUUAUCAUUUCUUACCUCACCUCUUCAUGUGUGCAUAUCUUUAUAUUUAUCAGAGUAUACACGGCGUUUGCUAAUGAAAAACACAAUCAAGGUUUGGUUUUCGAUCAGAAUCUUUGGCUUUUAAGCCACCAUUUCAUCUCUCA
Messenger RNA from Rosa chinensis, 973 nucleotides. RefSeq names its product paired amphipathic helix protein Sin3-like 2. Gene Ontology annotation, molecular function: transcription corepressor activity. Lineage: Eukaryota; Viridiplantae; Streptophyta; Magnoliopsida; Rosales; Rosaceae. The record is from RefSeq and is a predicted model, not a curated record. Gene Ontology annotation, biological process: negative regulation of transcription by RNA polymerase II. The coding region runs from base 46 to 645 and encodes 199 amino acids. Gene Ontology annotation, cellular component: chromatin; histone deacetylase complex. The transcript has 6 exons.